AUGUUUGUAACUGGCUAUGCUGUGAUGGCUGGUGCUGCAGAAAGACUUGUGCUUGGAUAUGACAGCUUCGGAAACAUAUGUGGUAGGAAGAACAGUCCUGUAAAAGGGGCUCCCCUUUCUGGACAGGACAUGACAAAUAAAAAGUAUGUUUUCUUUCUGAAUUCAUGCAGCCUGGAAGUGCAGAGUUCUUGUCUUUGUGUUUACAACCUGAACAUUUCCAGUUACACACUAAAUCCAAAGGCAGCUGGGCUGUGUCCCACACUGCCUGUUCCACCAAGUAAGUCUUUUCCAUUAUUUAAUCGAUGUGUUCCACAAAAUCCUGAAUGCUAUUCCAAAUAUGCAUCUGUCUUAAUAAGUAUGGUUAAUGAAAUGGAUGUUUUUCACCGAAUUCUGAGUGGAAUAUUGGCAGGAAGAGAUACUGUGAUAGGACUGAGCGUCCUUGCACUAGCCUUCUCUUUCAUACUGGUUUUAGCCUUCAGAUUCAUUCGGACGCUUCUGGUCCAUACUUUGAUUGCACUGGUUAUAUUCGGGUUGUUGUUCGUCUCAGGUGUUCUCUGGUGGCUCUAUUAUGACUACAGGAACGAUCCCAGCACUGAGUUGGAAACAGAAAAGGAAAAUGUAAAAUUUCUACUUGGAUAUGCUAUCUUCUCAACGAUAGUUACCGUUGUUCUGCUUUCCCUUAUAUUUGUACUAAGAAAGAGGCUUCCGUUCACUGUACAACUCUUCCGAAUUGUUGGCAAAAUCACUGGCAGAAUUCCUUUCCUCCUGUUCCAGCCACUCUGGACCUUUCUGAUUCUCAUUGUGUUCUGGGUGUUUUGGGUUGCCGUACUACUUAACUUAGGAACUGCAGGUACUGCACAGACUACUUCAGGAGGACAAGUAGAAUACAGAGCUCUGUCUGGAAUUUACUACAUGGCAUGGUAUCACUUCCUUGGCCUUAUCUGGACUAGUGAAUUCAUUCUUGCCUGUCAGCAAAUGACGAUUGCUGGGGCAGUGGUUACUUGUUACUUCAACAGAAAUAAAAAUAGCCCACCACCUCACCCAAUCCUGUCUUCCGUAUCAGUUCUUUUUUGCUAUCAUCUAGGAACUGCUGUAAAAGGCUCGUUUCUAAUUACAGUACUGAGAAUACCAAGGAUUGUUCUCUUGUACCUUUAUAACAUCCUAAAACAAAAGGAGAAUGCAUGUGCAAAGUGCCUGUUCAAGUGCUGUUUCUGCUGGUUUUGGUGCCAGGAAAGUUGUUUAAAAUACUUCAACCAG
Mesitornis unicolor (brown roatelo) is the source of this 1257-nucleotide messenger RNA. RefSeq names its product solute carrier family 44, member 3 (gene SLC44A3). The record is from RefSeq and is a predicted model, not a curated record. Gene Ontology annotation, molecular function: transmembrane transporter activity. The annotation marks the transcript as partial. NCBI's taxonomy places the organism in Eukaryota, Metazoa, Chordata, Aves, Mesitornithiformes, Mesitornithidae. Gene Ontology annotation, biological process: transmembrane transport. The transcript has 10 exons. Gene Ontology annotation, cellular component: membrane.